CCACUGCAAUUAAUAAAUAAUAAACUAAAGAAGAAGAAGAAGAAGAAGAAGAAGAUCAUUAUAUUUAUAUCAGAAAUGAAGAUGAACAUGUUCCUUGUUGCUGUGGUGGCGGUGGCUUUUAUGGCCGCAGUACAAAAUGUGGCGGCGGUGCAUGAGGCGGCUCCCGCCCCCAGCCCCAUCUCCGACGCCACCACUUUCCUCCCAGCUGUCUUCGCUUCCGUUUCUGCAUUGGCCUUUGGAUUGCUUUUCUGAUCCAAUUACCUACCUACUAUUCAUAUUAUUAUUAUUAUUAAUAAUGCAUUAAUUCCAAAUGUCGUCUAACUCAAUCCACCUCGUUUUUCUGCUUCGGACGAUCGCCUAGCUCUUGUAUCGAUCUGUUCCGAUCCCCCAAGUUUCAUUUCCUGCUUUUAAAUCAUUUUUUUAUUUUUUAUUUCUGAUUCAUUCAAUCAAUUCAUAUAGUGACUAGUACUGUUGUUGUUUCUUUGAACAUAUAUGUAUUGAUAUGUUCCAAUUAUUUCCUUUAUAUAUACUAUAAUAAUAAUAAUACUCGAUUUCUG
Messenger RNA from Erythranthe guttata (spotted monkey flower), 557 nucleotides. NCBI's taxonomy places the organism in Eukaryota, Viridiplantae, Streptophyta, Magnoliopsida, Lamiales, Phrymaceae. The record is from RefSeq and is a predicted model, not a curated record.